AUGUCUGCGCCUAUGAAAUAAAAUUUCAUAAAAAUGGCACAGUGGAGUUUAAACCAGUAUUUCAACGUGUUGUAUGAUAGUUUACAACAGUAUGAUGGCGAAAAAGCAGGGGAGCUACUUUCCUUCAACCAUCCCCACGUGGCCAACAGUAAGCUGCAGCUCGAGAACCCAGAGAACCUUGUAGGUCGGGUGUUUGAGUCGCCCUGGGACGACCUUGUGGCUGGCCAUCUCAGAUGCUGUUGGGCUGUAGGUAACCAUGACUUCAUAGAGGCUUACAACUGCCAGGCGGCCGUCGUACAAUCAUUCACGAAGAUCUUUCAGAGUCAGAAGGAUGAGAACUGGUCCCUCUCGCUGUUGUUUGUCAUCUGCCUUGACCUGCGCCUCUUUGCAAACAAGGGUGACCACCAGGCAGUGCACAUGGGUCGUGGGAAGUACGGAGAGAGGCUGGAGAAGGCUGCAGAUUUGCUCAUGGGCUGCUUCAGAGUGUGUGCCAGUGACAACCGUGCAACCAUUGAGGACACCAAGAAGUGGGGGAUGUUGAACCUUGUGAAUCAGCUCUUUAAAAUAUAUUUCAAGAUCAACAAGCUGCACCUUUGCAAGCCUCUGAUUCGUGCCAUAGACAGUCUACCCAUGAAGGAUAAGUUUGCACUGUCGCAUCUCAUCACAUUUAGAUACUAUGUUGGACAGAAAGCAAUGUUUGAUGGAGACUUCAAGAAAGCUGAUGAGUACCUUACGUUCGCGUUUGAACGCUGCCAUGUGAUGUGCAGAAGAAACAAGCGACUGAUCCUACAGUUCCUGGUUCCUGUGAAAAUGCUCCUGGGUCAGAUGCCAAAGCCAGAUCUGUUGAAAAAGUAUGAUCUAAUGGCAUUCCAGGAGGUGGCAGUGGCUGUACGGUCUGGGAACAUCCGCCAGCUGAAUGAGGUUAUGGAGAGACACGAGCACUACUUUAUCAAGUGUGGCAUAUAUCUCAUAUUGGAGAAACUCAAGAUUAUAGCAUACAGGAACCUCUUUAAGAAAGUGUACCUGAUUCAGAAGACCCACCAGUUGCCAGUGUCUGCAUUCACAGCAGCUCUCCAGUGGCUGGAGGUGGACCAGAUUGAUAAUGACGAGACCGCCUGUAUCAUCGCCAACCUCAUAUGUGAUAACAAGAUCAAAGGUUACAUCUCAUAUCAGCAUCAGAAAGUUGUCGUCAGUAAACAAAACCCCUUCCCACAACUCACCACAGUCAUCUGAGCGUACCUUGUGCAUGAUUGAUUAUCAGUCUUACAGAAGCUUGCAAUUGGUGUCCACAGUUGGUAGUGUGUAGCCCAGAACACAGUCAGCUGGGUGACCCAGACGCUGUAUUAGCUGUUUUACCAGUGUUUGAUAUUGGUGCAUCACAAGAACAGUGUUCAACUGCCAUUAAAGAUCAAAGAAGUAUUUUACUUAACUAUAUAUUCCUAAAAGAGAAGUUCCAAUACAUUGCCCAAUUAUAGUAAUAAAGCUGUGGACUUGUGUUACACAAACUAUGUAUGUCGAAUGAUGUGUUGCCAUUGUAUUGAAUAAUAUACAAAAAAACAUGGGAAAUAUUGGAUGAAUAGUUUUAUGCAUUUCAGAUAAUUAACACCAUGCAUAUUAGAUUAGAUAUUAUUUCCAUUAUGUUUCAAUAUUUACCCAUUUAUGCCUAGCGUCUAGAAAAAAGGCCUUGGCAAACAGCGUAGACCCAGAUGAGACGCCGAAUGAGGGUUUGCGCUGUUUGCUUAAAGGAAUUUCUGUAAGAAAUAUUCUAAAUAUAGAAAUACAUAUACUAGACAUCCCUAAUUUUGGAAAUAAAUUGAUCUAAUUUAAAAGGAUAGGAGAGUCCACUAGGCAUAAAUGGGUUAACUUCAAAUUUGAUUCUCAGCUGCUAUGUAAUGAACGUUUUAAUGUAAUGUUUUUAUCGGUUUGUUUUAAGUGAGAAGAUAUUACUUGGUGCAUUAAGCUUAAAUUCUGUUAGAGAAAUUCCAAUAACAAUGCCAGCUUUGUUCUCUCUGAAUCGUAAAAACUCAGCUGUUCAGAAAUCAAAAUUUUAUAUUUAUUUCUGCUGCCAGUUUUAAGGUUCUUUAUUAUUUCCAACAGAUGUGACUGAGAAGAAUUGUUUUGCACCAAACAUAUAAAUCUUGCAACUGCAAUGUUUGUUGGAUGAUGUGCACUUUUCUAAAUAUUAAUACUGCUAGGCCUUGCUCUGUGAAAAGGGGAUUUAAUGCAUGUACAUAGUGUCUUCACAGAUUAGCCUGUGCAGUCCACACAGGCUAAUCAGGGAAGACACUUUCUGCUUUUGUUUAUUUUUGUUUAAAGAAAGUCUCUUAUUAGCAAAACUCCAGUUGAUGCAGAAAGUGUUGUCCCUGUGUAGACUGCAGAGGCUAAUCUGGGACAUACGGAAUAUUACGCCUGUCAAUUGUUCCAAGAGUUUGUAUCACUCGAGUAACUUGUGUGAUGACGUAUCACACGAGAGGCGGAGCCUCGAGUGUGAUGCGAAAUACCACAAGCCACGAGAGUGAUACAAACUCUUGGAACAAUUGACUAGCGUAAUAUUCCUUUCAUUAUAUACAACAACUAACAAAAACAGUUAACAAUUGUAUUUUUUACUUUAACAAAACAAUGACUAAAACGGUACGCCAUAGUUUAUUUAAGACGCGUAUGAAUACAGUUUAUGUAAAUUAACGUGUAAACAUACGAAACGGGAAAACACAGGUUUCCGACACGCUUACCUUAAUGCAAUCGUUAAUCAAAUGUUUAUAACAAUUAAGUUGACAACUUUAAUCCGAUGUUUAUAACAAAAACGUUGAAACAAUAUGCACUUCCACUUCUAUCUUCCAUGUCUUGAUCGAAACUUAGUUUAAACCACACUAUUUUAUUGUAUUCUUAUACAUUUAUGCAUGAUAAACACACACUCCAAAAUACGUUUUGAAUUCGUUCGAUGUUUUUAACAAAUAGUUUACUGUUAAAAAACACCAUGUCGGACAGGUCCUUAAAUUCCAUAGAGUUAAGAUAAAAAUAUUGUGUUUCGUCGCAGAAAUGACGUCGCACGAUGUACUACCUAAUAUAUUUCGUAAUAUAAAAUAUUUCUAUUUUCGGUGCGCGUAAUGUGAGGUCAUUAAAUGGGUCGAAGUAGUCUGGCUAGUAUGGUAAUACGGAAUUGGAAACAGCGAGAAGCGCAAUUUUUUUAUUUCAACGAUUGAAACAACCUGUAUUUUGUUAAAAGCAUUAAACAGGUAAAUAAUAAAACACUUUAUGCACAUGCAUGAAACCCCUUUUUCACAGAGCAAGGCCCAUUUGUAUUACAUGUACAGUAGCAGACCUCUCAACAGUUUUCUUUGUGAGUUUUGUUUGUACCGAUCUCAUGAAUGAACUUGGGACAUUCAGAUAUGAUGGUGUCAUGGGUAUUGUAUAUUCAAUCACACAUGUUAUUCAUUUACGUUGAUGCAUUAUGAAUGUAUUUACUGUGAAAUACUGAAAAUUAAAUAUUUACAAAACUU
Messenger RNA from Dreissena polymorpha, 3497 nucleotides. Its product is annotated as PCI domain-containing protein 2-like. Gene Ontology annotation, molecular function: RNA binding; double-stranded DNA binding. The transcript is spliced from 14 exons. Gene Ontology annotation, biological process: transcription elongation by RNA polymerase II; poly(A)+ mRNA export from nucleus; post-transcriptional tethering of RNA polymerase II gene DNA at nuclear periphery. Lineage: Eukaryota; Metazoa; Mollusca; Bivalvia; Myida; Dreissenidae. The record is from RefSeq and is a predicted model, not a curated record. Gene Ontology annotation, cellular component: transcription export complex 2. The coding region runs from base 34 to 1233 and encodes 399 amino acids.